Molecule: messenger RNA, 1575 nt
Organism: Clavispora lusitaniae ATCC 42720
Lineage: Eukaryota; Fungi; Ascomycota; Pichiomycetes; Serinales; Metschnikowiaceae
Biological process (GO): mitochondrial respiratory chain complex I assembly
Cellular component (GO): mitochondrion
Molecular function (GO): protein-arginine omega-N symmetric methyltransferase activity
Source: RefSeq, a predicted model, not a curated record
AUGCUACGUUUUGCCCGGCUCUUGAGCAGAAGCGCCACUCGCCUCGAGAAAAACCCGUUGAUCCAUGAGAACGGCUUGUACUACGGAAAGUUCACAAAGGAGGAGUACGAAGAAGCCCGCAAGUUUGUUACGACACAAUAUGAGAAGCUCCAACAAGAAAUCAAAGGAACACACAAUGUGCGGGAAAACAUCGGCAAAAUGCCCCAGUUCCCGGCCCAGGGCCCAUCUCGCUCGGUCCAGAACUUGCUGGACUUCUUUUCGGAAACAAUAAAGACGACCGGCCCUGUCUCGCUUUCGGCAUACAUGAGACAGUGUCUUACGCAUCCAGACUUUGGGUAUUAUACUACACGCGACCCUCUAGCGGCAGGAGGAGAUUUUAUCACGUCGCCCGAGAUCUCGUCUGUCUUUGGCGAGAUGAUUGGCAUGUGGCUUUUUUCCGUGUGGCAAGCACAGGGCCUGCCGCAGAAAAUCCAGGUGGUGGAAUUUGGCCCGGGAAGAGGCACUUUGAUCCAUGAUGCCAUGGCUGUGUUCAACCGCUUUGCCAAGGUGUCUGUGUCCAUAGUUUUGAUCGAAGCGUCGCCAGUGCUCCGGAAAGAACAGGCCAAGCUCUUGUGUCCUGGCGUUGAACAAUUUGAGAAAGUGCCUACACCAGAGAAUCCUGCUGGGUUCGACUCGUGUCUUUCUAAGUGGGGCCAUCGUGUGAUGUGGGUCGACACGGAGAAGGACGUUCCCUCAGAAGUGAGUUAUGUGGUUGCACAUGAGUUUUUCGAUGCUUUGCCUAUCAAGUCGUUUGUUCGCAAAGAAGAAGGCUGGCGAGAGUUGUUGGUGGACUCGGCAGAUCACAGACCAGCCCUUUCGGGACUUGAGAGCCCUGCGCCGGCUGAUUCCACGUCUGACUCGACUGCUACCGACUCCAGCCUGUCUACAUCGGGCUUAACUGCUACAUCAGACACAACUGCUACAUCGGACACUUCUACAUCGGACUCCGGUUCAACCUCCAACGGCCCAACAGAUUCUCUCUUUUUGACCACAGCUCCCCGUGAAACUCCGUCGUCGGCCAUUCCCUCGGUUAGUCCUCGCUUCCGUGACUUGCCAGUCGGUUCCCGAGUGGAGAUCUGUCCUGAUGCUGAACUUUACUUGCUGCGCAUAGUGGAACUUGUCAAGAAGGGGCAGAAUGCUGGAGCAGCGCUUAUCAUCGACUAUGGUCUAGCCAACGACAUUCCACUGAACUCUCUCCGUGGAAUUUACAAGCACAAGUUUGUGUCGCCGUUUUUCAGCCCUGGUAACGUGGACUUGUCUGUGGAUGUGGAUUUUGAGAACUUGCGGCUUCUUGCUGCGCCGCAUGUCGAUGUGUUUGGCCCUACAGAACAAGGUGAUUUCCUCCACGAGCUUGGUAUAGGUGUUCGUUUCGACCAGCUAAUUCAAAGAGCCAACCUGAUGGCCAAUAAAGAACUGCUUUACGAGUCAUAUGUGCGGUUGACGGGAAAAGAUGAGAACAGCAUGGGCAAGAUCUACAAGUUUUUGGCCUUGUUACCGAAGAAUUCGACCAGGCCUGCUGGUUUUGGCACAGACUAG